CGCUGCGCGCCGCGCUGUGCAAGGCCGGGGGCGCUGGGCUACGCAGUGUUAUCGGGCCGCGGCGGCGGCAGCGAGCGAUGCGACGUGCGCAAACGCUCUAGAAUAGAUGCCACCGACUGCGCGGCGGUGUGCUAGGCCACGCAGCGGCGCAACACACGGAGCUGCGCGCUCGCCUGUGAAUUAGCUAGCGGCAUGUAAGACACUAGCGCACUUUUGACUGUUCCUCGUGAACGCGUAAAGGAGUUAAAAUCCAGGCGCGGGCAUCAGCACCAGCCACAAGCGAUCUCGCAUAAGCCGUCACGGGCGGCAGGCUAUCGAAGGGCAGCCAAAAACAAGCAUUCCAGACCAGUGAGUCCCUCUGCCCAGAGCUGGGCAGCAUUAGCACAAGCCCUUCACGCAAACAACAAAAAAGGCAGUCCGUGACCGCCAGCAAGCAUGGCCUGCUUCAGCCCCAAGCCCCUCUACCAGACGUCGGAGCCGACGAUGGCGAGCGCGGCAUUGGUCCAAGCCAAUAGGUUCGCGCAGCAGGGCAGGUACGACCAGGCCCUCCGACUCCUCGACGGCGAAGAAGAGGACUCGCCGACCUCAUUGAUGGUGCGCAUGGUCUGCGAGUGGAAGGGUUUGAGGGAGCUGGACCGAGCCCUCGCGACGUACGACGUAUUAAGGGCGCUUCCUGAAUCACCGCCUCCACUAUUAGCGGCGGCGCAGCGCAACGCGGACAGCAUCCGCCUCGAGAAGAAAGUGAAUGCGAUACGCGAGGCGCAGGAGGUGCGUGCGACGACGACGCGGGAGCACGCGUCAGCCGCUUAUAGAUUCGAGGAGAUUGAUCUCGAGGAGCCCUGUUCAGAAGAAAUAAGGUUCCACGCGCUGUACGGGGCUGGUUUGCAUUGGUACAAGGGCGAGGACUAUGCUAGAAGUGCGCAGUGCGUCGAAGCGGCGCUGGAAUCAAAAGAGGACUUCGCGGCCGCCUGGCACGUCCUGGGCGAAUGUAGGAGACAUCUGGGCGACGCGAAUGAAGCGAUAGAGGCCUUCGCACAAGCAUGUGAGCGGGCGGAGACGAAGCAUGUGCGGGACGCGGCGGCGCGUUGUAGGGUAGAGGCGCUCGUCGCUGCUGGGAGAGACGCCGAGGCAUUAGAAGCGCUCGAAGCGUUGGAAGUCGACGCCGAGGUCCUGUACUGGAGGGGCCUGGCGAAGUCGCGACUGGGCCAGCACGCAUCAGGUGUUGAUGAUUUAGACGCCGCCGCGUCGAAGAUGACCACUAAGGACGUGACGGACGCCGUGGCAACAGCGCGGUGCCGCGCCGGCGUCGCGUCCCUCGCGUCCGGUGAUAUUUUACAUGCGCGGCGCCACUUCUCGGUGGUGGCGUCGCAGAAAUACGCGCAUCAUAAGGAGCACUUCGACGCGCGGUUCAACGUCGCCGUCUGCGACGCGCGGUCGGGAAAUCUUGACAAAGCUACACAAGGCUUCCAGGCCCUCGUCGACUACUCCAUGGUCGCUGGGAUGGAUGACGAAGCAGGAGCUCGCAAAGGGCCCGACUUUGGGCGCGCGUGGGCGGCGCUGGCCGACGUGCACCUCGCUUCCGAGAAUUGGAAUGAAGCUGUCGAGAACUACGAGCUCGCGUCUAUUGAUGACGAUGCUGAUGCAUUACAUAACCUGGGCUACGCCGCGUUCCGCGCGGGACUUCUGGUCAAGAGCCGCGCGGCCUUCAAGCAGGUGAUCCUACGAAGGCCGGACUGCGAGAAGGCGCAGCGGGCCAUGAAGCUCGUUGUGAGUGCGCUCGACGCCCGGUCGAAAAGGCGGCGGGCGACGCUGGCGAAGCUCGCGGUUGACCUUGAUAAUCUGGAGAUGGGGAGUCCCUCGUCUCCAGAACUAGACGCGACGGACGCGCUCGAACGGCUGCACAACGACGCGGUCGGGCCUUUGAAUGCGAUCAAGCUCCAGGGGCAGGAGUCUGGCACCGUUGACAACCCGUACGACCCCCAGGAAUUGCCAGCCGUCAGUAAAGCCGAAGCCGCGUGUCGCGCGGCGAUGAAAGCGUCGCGCGACCUCGACCGGCUACGUUCAGAAGCGCCCCGCGACGCUUCGAAAGAUGCGGCGGCCCUCGACGCGAAAAGGGUAGCGGAAGACGCCAUCGCGAAGGCUCAGAAAUCAAAUGGAGACGACGCGGAAGCAUCAAUCGACGAGGCGACCCAGGCAGUAUCAAAAGCGGCCGACGCGGCGUCAAAGGCGGCGACCGCGGCCGACGACGCGGCAUCAAUGAGGACGAAAGCGCGGCGCGAGGCUCACGCGGCGCUGGAGGCCCACGUCAACAACGCCGUCGAGGCCGUGUUGAAAGCCGUCGAGGCGGACCACAAAGCUCACGUCAAGCACGAGAAGGCUCGUGUCAAGGCCGCGGCUCACUUGGAGGAGCGCGCGGCGCUCGCCCAGCGCCUGUUUAGGAUCGAGGACUCCCUCAACAAGCGCGCAUUGAGAGCGGACGCAAUCGAAGAGCUCCAGCACGCGCGGGCGUGCGGCGCCGUCGCGGCCCAGGCGAUCGCCUCGGCGGCCGAGGACGGACCCAUCGAAGGGGCCUUGGCCGCGGCCGACGCCUUCGAGGACGCGGCUUCUGCUCAUGCGGCGGCGUGUACCGCCUUGCUCGAAGCUGCUGCGCGAAACGAGGCUUGUGAUAGGCUGCAAGGUCGGCUGAGCCAGGCGGACACGGCGACGGCCUCUACUAGAGACGCGGCGCGGCGCGAUGGUUUGGGGGAUGACGUGGACACUGCCGUCAAAGCGGCGGCGCGGGCGCUGAAUCACGCGGUCGUCAUGUUGAAAGCGGCCCGCGAGGGCGGCGACGUGGCCGACGCGCGGCGCGCCGUCGCGGACGCCAUCGCCGCGGCCGCUGAACUGCGGGAGAAGGACGCGGCGCUACGCGACGAGCUCGGAAGGCGGCGCGCGGACGCGGCGCGGCGGAAGGCCGCCGACGAGCUCGCCCAGCUCGAAGGUGACGAGACCGCCGCGUCGGCGCGGGCCCUCGACUUCUACGCGAAGCUCGCGAAGCCGGGCCGCUACGAGCCGAUCGCGUUCGAGUCGGACGCGCGAGCCGAGCCCGCCGAGGAAGCGGUAGUAUGCUACGCGCUGGCCGCGCUCGCCGUCGACGCGAGCAAGCUUCCGACGGGCGUCGACGCGUCGCGGCGCGAGCGGCACCUGUCGCCCAACGCGUUCCGCGCCGCCUUCGGCGUGGGAGCGACCGCAUUUAGCGCGUGGCCGAAGUGGCGCCAGGCGCUCGCGAAGCGGAAGGUUGGGUUGUACUAACUUGGAUUCUUGUGC
Pelagomonas calceolata is the source of this 3306-nucleotide messenger RNA. The record is from the annotation of a GenBank genome assembly. Lineage: Eukaryota; Pelagophyceae; Pelagomonadales; Pelagomonadaceae.